Molecule: messenger RNA, 8299 nt
Organism: Alligator mississippiensis (American alligator)
Lineage: Eukaryota; Metazoa; Chordata; Crocodylia; Alligatoridae
Gene: KCTD7
Product: potassium channel tetramerization domain containing 7
Exons: 4
Coding region: 199-1200 (333 amino acids)
Biological process (GO): protein homooligomerization
Molecular function (GO): protein binding
Source: RefSeq, a predicted model, not a curated record
AUUCCACCAGUGAGAGGCUCUAUUACUGUGGGAUCUGACAGAGACCUUUUGUCACUGCUGUGCCAGCAGCAUUCCUCCAGAUAUGCUCGUGCAGGAGCCGGAGUCGGAGUACAAUAAUCACCAACCUGUUUGUGACUCACUUCCCAAUAAUAGCAAUAGCAAUGCCAGUCUAAAUGCUCUGUGCAAAGCAGGACAACUAUGUCGCUCUGCCUGCCCCGCGAUGAUCUGCAGCCUGUAGGGAAAGCGCCCAGAUCAUUUGGGUCUCGUCUCUUGUUCAGCAGCACUGCCAACGCUGCCUGCCCAGCAGACCUGGUUACGAGAGCCAGAGGGAUGGUGGUUGUUACGGGGCAGAACAAAGUGAGUGGCAAGCCGGACGAUGCCAUGUCGAGCUCAGAUGCAGAGGAUGAUUUCCAAGAGCCUGCCACACCUACUGCGACCCAGGCAGGGCAGUCGCUCCCGCUGCUACCUCAGCAGUUCCCUGAAGUUAUUCCACUUAAUGUAGGAGGCAUGUAUUUCACUACCAGGCUGUCAACAUUAAGACGGUAUGAGGACACCAUGUUGGCUGCUAUGUUUAGCGGAAGGCACUAUAUUCCAACAGAUGCUGAAGGCAGAUACUUUAUUGACAGAGAUGGAACUUACUUUGGAGACAUACUGAACUUUCUGCGAUCUGGUGACCUUCCGUCAAGAGAACGAGUGAGGUCAGUUUACAAGGAAGCACAAUAUUAUUCUAUUGGACCAUUGCUAGACAAUCUAGAGGAUGUCCAACCUCUUAAAGGAGAAAAAGUUAGACAAGCUUUCCUGGGCUUAAUGCCAUAUUACAAAGAACACUUGGAGCGGAUAAUUGAAAUUGCUAAACUUCGAGCCAUGCAGAGAAAAGCAAGAUUUGCAAAGUUGAAGGUCUGUGUUUUCAAGGAAGAAAUGCCCAUCACUCCAUACGAAUGUCCACUUUUCAACUCUCUACGUUUUGAAAGAAAUGAUAGCGAGUCAAAACUAUUUGAACAUCACUGUGAAGUGGAUGUAUCUUUUGGCCCCUGGGAAGCUGUAGCUGAUGUUUAUGACCUUCUUCACUGUAUUGUGACAGACCUUUCAGAAAGGGGAAUUACUGUGGAUCAUCAGUGCAUUGGGGUGUGUGAUAAACAUCUGAUAAACCAUUAUUACUGCAAGCGUCCUAUCUAUGAAUUCAAGAUUACUUGGUGGUGAGCUGUUCUCUCUAGAAGGUGCAAAAAAAACCCCCUAAUAGACAAUAAUUGCUUUGAAUAUAUUUUUGCAACAUGUCUCUGGAAAUGCGUUGCUGCUGACAUGCACUGGAGUUCUCUUGCCGGCAUGUUAGCUAAUGCAUAGCUGCUCAGCACAUAGGGACCCGUUACACGAUAGUCUUGAAGCACCAGCCUGAAAAAGGACUGUUGGCUCAAGUAUCACAACUAGGCACCGAGUCAGAUUGCCACGUAAAAAUGAGCUAUUGAUACCUUCCAAACGAUGUCUCCAUGCUUGCUGGUGUUUUAUAACCACACAGUUGGAAAAGAGGAUAAUGCAACUUUUACUUCCAUUACCAUAAAGUCGUGGGUGCUAGUAAAACUAGGACCAUUUGAAAGCAUACAUAUGUGGCUUCAUUUUUACCCUUUCAUGUAAUAGUUUAGUCAUCCUUCAUCUGUCUCUGAAGCCAAAAUAUCACUGACACAAAGAUGUGAAAACUCAGAUAUAGCAGAAUUUUUUUAAAAACGAAUAAUUAUGCGUAUGUUAAAGUUGGUUAUGACUAUUUAUUAAGCUGUACUUUGGAUUUCUAAAAGUUAUUUAUAUAUGCUUUAUAAGUCAGCAUUUUGAUUAGGUAAUGUAUUUUGAUUCCUAUGAUCCAAAGGACAUUUAACAAAUUUGGAUGACAUUCCUUCAAUUAUUUAGGGAUAAUUGUGCCUGUUCAUAGCCUUAGGAACGAUAACUGUUUACACUACCUGCAAAAAAAGAGGAAGCGCUAUAUGAAGGAAAUCGUUUGCAAAGGCUUUGGGAGUAUGAGAUAAUGUUAUAGUUAUUCUCCAAAUAACAGAGGUAAAAGGAACAUCAAAGUAUAAAUUUACUCUAUUCUUGACUUUUAAAAAAAUUCUUGGUAUUCUUAUUGUGAAGCUGGAGAUAAAUAAUGACACUUCACAGAUCCCCCAAAGAAUUUUCAAGAUACGUGGAGAUCAUCCCUGUUUUCUUUGUUGUAGCUUUUUAAAAAUUGUUUUAACCUCUGUAAUUCUUCUUUAAACAUUUCUCCAUUAUCUAUUAGGUAAUAUAUCUUUGUAGCAAAUUUAUUUUCAUAUUGAAGGAGAUGCAGUGGCAGGAUCAUUUUUCUUCCCAGGCACUGAAAAUCAAAAUUCAGAAAUUUGCAAAUUUCACACUUUAAAGCCCAGUUAUUUCAUUACAUCCAAAAUGAAAGAAUAUGUUUAAAUAUCAGGACAUUUUACUGUAGGGAGGAGUUUCUUAAGUCAUUUCAGUUCUUUUAAAAAGACACUUGAGCCAAAUUUAAAACUGAAUCUUGGGGGAAAAAUAACAAAUUGUGUAUUUCUUCCUUGUUGCAUUCCAUUGCAUUAAUUCAACUUUUGACCAAAAGGCAACUUUCUAUUAAGGCAACUUAUAUUUAACUUGCUUAUCGGUCAUCAAAAAUCUCAGUAAGACUGAGUUAGGGCAUUUUGAUUGUAGCAGUAAGGAUUUCUGUGCACAACAUGUCUUGGAAAAAAAUGUUUUGAAGGAAAUAAUAUUUUUUGUAUUGAUUAAACCUUCAUCCAUACUUUUACUUAUUAGAUUUAGGAGUUUAUGAUACAUCCUAAAUUUAAAAUGCUGUUCUUUGGGAGCUCAAAAGUUGUAAGGAGUGUUUUAAAAAUGAACACAAUCAAAUGCUGAGCUUAUGACCAGAAUUAGGUUCUGAAAAAGAAGCAGAAGACAACAAUCUUUGUAUUUUAAGUUGGUUGACACCUUUUUUUUUAGUACUUAAUUUUUUUACCAGUCACCAGGUGGGUAUAUGACAGCCCAUGUAUACAUGGGCCAGGCUAGUCUGGAAACAGCCAAGAAAAUUAACCAAGGUCAUUUAAUUAAGCAGAGUAAAGACUUAUACAUGAGUUCUCCACUUCUGUCGGCUCCUCAGCUUUGCUUUUUUUUUUCCAAAAGAAGGGACCCUUAAGCUGUAGACUGAACUUUCUAAAAUAGAUUCCAACUGGUCCAAAAUGGAAGGUUUCUGCAGCUUUGAUAUCACAUAUUGUGAAAGUGAUAGAGCUCAAGGUUUUUAGCAGCACUUAAUAUAAUGACUAAAGAUAGAAGAAGACUACAGUUUUGCUGAAGAGUUCAGUGAUUUUUGCCACUGCUUACCCACCCAUGGAACGUGGCUGCAGUUUGAAUGCCAAUACUGUUGACUGAAAUAAUCCCUGUUGCAGUGAUUUAAAAGCAAGUCUGGGGGUUCGACUGCAUUAGAAUCACUUUCCAGCAGUUACACGACAGAAGCUCUGAUGACAAGUUGGCUCUUUCCGGUCGUGUGUUUUACAACACUGGUUUGUUUGCCAGUGAAUUUAAUGACAACUUAUUCUGGCUGGCCGUCUUAAAAAUGGUCAGAAGGAAGAAUCAAGAUGUUCUAUUUUGCAUUUAUUUAAAAGUCUUUAAUAACUUGAUCUUCCAUGAGAUAUAGAAAAAAUAAGUGCAAUUUAAGAAAAACCCACAAAUAUGAGCCAUUAUGCUUUCACUAUUAACACACAUUCUGUAUCUUAGGACUUCAUUUAUGAGAGGCAACAAUAUUGCUAUUGACUAGACUUGUUCUGAACAACCUUUUUUUUUUACAUAGAUUUUAGAUGUUACUGCCUAUUGUGUGUUCAAUUUUUGACAAAAAUUGAGAAGAGUUGUGCAGGAGGAGGUCAUGAGAAUAUAUUCUGAUAACUUUAUUUACUUGUGGUUUCUUGGCACAUAGCAUCACCUUUUUCAAAUUCUAAAUUUGCAAACUAAAUCAGCAACGCGCUCCCAUGUAUAAGAAUAUUUUAUAUGUAAAAAUUGGCCAGUUAUAUUCUGGUGGCAACGAAGUCUCUUUCAGUAGAGAUAUUUUAAUGCAGGGGUGUCAAACUCAUCUGGGCCUGUUGACUGGAUGAGUAACCUGAGGCCAGUCCACAGGCCAGAUCAGACCCCCGGGCCCUGGAUGUUCCCCUCCUACACCCCCUCCUCAACCCGGUCAGAUCCAAUACACGUGGUAUCUGCUCUGGUUGGUCUGGGACCUGCUGAGUGCUACCAGGCACCCUGUGCAGCACUGGUCCCGACUCGCUGGAGCAGGCACCGGUGCAGUGUACAUCCUAGAGACCCUGGGGUGGGUGCCCAUGUGGCACAUCACCCAGGCUCUGCUCACAGGUCUAGGUCAUUCAUACCCAGGAACAGCACUAGGGGCCACUUAACAGGCUUCAUGGGCUUUGUGGGCUGGAUGUUUGACAUCCCUGUUUUAAUGCAUCUAAGAUUAACCAUACUGUACUCAGAUGGACAAAACUCCACAGUGAAUAGUGCAUCUAUAUAUUAGCAUAAAUGAAGAAUGGUGGUCUUGUCCAGAGCCUCAAAUUUCCAGGCUUAUCACCCUUCCUGAACUAUGUUUGAUCUAACAUAGUUGUUGUACAUGAAUUCUUAUUCUACCAGGGCUAUCAGAGCAUUACUGGGAUGAAGAGAAGUAUCCAUUUAGCGUUCAAAACUACAGUAGGUAAAAUGUGUGUAACAUUCAGUUUAUACCGGCCAGAGCCUGUGUGAACAAAUAUGUGUAUAAAUAUAGCAUAAAGAAGCCCAUGGACCUAUUUCUCUUUGUCCCUAGAGGUGUGUUACUCCCCUUGUCCAUGGGAAAUAUCUAUGAAAAAUAUUUAAAAUAUUUAGCUCUUAUUAGUGAUUGCUAUCAGAGAAGCUUAUAACCACUGACUGUUAUUUGACCCCAGCAGUCUUUCCUACCCAGACCAGAGCAAGGGGGCUGGACCUGAUGAUCUCACAAGGUCACUUCCAGCCCUAAACUGUGAAUCUUAAUUCUUGCAACAGCCUUUUGAUCUUAAAGAUAGGGCAAUUGAAUCGAGUAGGUUCAAGGACUUGUCCAUGGCCACAACUGGUCAUUCUCAGAUCACAGGGUGAGCAUUGAACAGAUCCUGGUUCCCCAACCUACUGCUCAAAUCACCAGAUGAUUCUUGUUUUACUUAAAAAGCUUGUGUGCAACAACAUGAGCUGAAAUCUUAACCACUGACUUUCUUAAGUAAUAAUAUUGAUCCAAGUUUAAAGAACAGUGUUAAAGAAGAUACAUUGGCAGAAACUGAACAUCCUGUCCCAUAGUACUUGUUUGAUUUGCCAGUGUAAUGUGGUGCUUGCUGUAGUCCAUAUAUGUUUCUUUUUCUCAGUCUCAGAAGAGUUGGGUGAAUGGCAUAAAAAAGGUCUGAAUUAUUGGCUCUAAUUAGGUUAACACUGACACAUGAAAAUGAUUGCAGCUGUUUGACAGGGGAAAUGCUUUUAUGGCAGUUCUCUCCUGUAUUGGGGGAGAAACCAAAAGGGAGGUUAUAAAACAACCAUAAAACUACCUGGAGAAAUAUAGCUGCUGUAUCUGUGCAAUAGAUCUUGCUCAAGAAAAAACGUUUGAGACUGAAGAGGUAAAGCUUGAGAGACAAACAGGGAACAACUGUAUAACAAAACGGUGGCAAUUCCAGUUUUUAUUGUGCAAUAAGUUGUCUGCGGAUCUUGAAUGUGGAGAACUCUUGAAGAAUGUAAAUCUAUCAUAAGCUUCAGCAUUAAGGUCCCUGAUGUUUUACAGUUGACACUCUAGCUAAUUCAUCUUAAAUGAAUAGAAUAUGCUGAAGGUGUUCUAACAAAUAAAAUGUGCAACCCCUUUCUGGCUUCUCAGCAAGUCCCCAAAGAGGAGCUAACCGUGUACUUUGUAAUCUAAUUGAAAUGCUCAUCAAGAAUCUUUACUGAAAUUGGGAAUUGAUGGAACAGUGAAAUAAAGCAGGCAGCAUGGGAAGUUGGCCAAGGCAGGUAUUUGAAGGGAGGAGGCAGUGCUUCCUGUUCGUUGUGUGCUAUUACUCGGUCUGACUGGCCCUUUUGGCAGUUUCAACGCACACUUCGCUAACUUCAGAAGGGUCAGCAACAUUUAAAAUGAUUUCUAAAGACUUGCUGUAUUAAACACUAAUAACUUUUGGGGGCCAAAACAUCCUGACUUGGUGUCCUAUGCAAGUCAGAGCACAAACGUGGUGGUACUGUUUACAGUUUUAAUCCAUUUUUAGGCUUCCUGAGCUAAUCUCCCUGAUUGUUGUUUCUGUUGAGCACCCUUUCUCCCCCAAGCUGUAUGCUUCCAUGGAAGCCGUUCAGUGCUUUUAGUGUGCUCUUUUUAUUAUAAUUAUAAAACCAUUAGGAUGUGUUAACUUCAUAAUUUAUGCCCUUAUGACAUGAGAAUUUCCUGCUUUUUUUUUUUCUUGUUUUCCAGCUAUAACUUAGCUGCUAAGUUAUAUAAGGCAUAAGGAGAUCAAGUGACUAGCCUGAGAAUACAAGAUGAGGUAAUGAUCCUGACAACUCUUCCCACCCCUCCAACUUGCUCUUUGAUCUUUAAACUCCAGAGGUUACUUGGAUGCUGUCUGGGCAGGAUGUGUAUCACCCUGUAAGACUGCAUGCAGGAAUUUCACAUGUUGGGGAAAAAGGAGGAGUAUCCAGUCUGCACAUAAAAUAUCCCUGGAAGUUACAGGCCGAUAGCUGUCACUUCCUAUAGACACUGACAUUCUCAUUAGUUGCUAAGAUGUCCCUGAGGCAAACAAUGCUUUCUUCUUAUUUCUUUUACUCAUUUCCUCCUCCUUUCACUUGUAUUGUUUUCCUGUAGAGCAUUAUUUAAGGAAAAAAAAUCCAUUUAUAGUUGUUGUUUUAAGUAAUGCCGUGUACUCAGCCCAUGGUGCCUGUCUGUGCUUUUAGUUUCUGAGGAUAUCGUUGAUGAGUCAAGGAGUCUGAGGACAACAUCAUAUUGGUAUGCCUCUCUAGUCACAUCUUCAGAUCACACUAAGCAUGGUGGUCAAUCAGGAAUUCUUGGCCCCAUCCAGCAAUAGCGAAAGUGCCAUUGGUGAAAUUCUCAUGCUAAAGCCGAUGGUUUGCCGCCGACAGAGACUUUAAUUUCUUAUGCUCUGGUUUUGUGAGAGGCAAAGAAAUGUUAAUUUCCACCAUACUUUCUUGUGAAGUCUGUCAGUUGGUCUGGUCUCAGUGGCAAAAGGCUUGGCUACUUCAGCUUGUCUUCCCUUGCUUGCUACUGACCGUUCUUUCUGUUGCAAGGCCACAUAGGUUCGCCAGGUGGUAAAAUUGGAGCGGGCUAUUGAAUUAUAUCCACUGACGUAGGGCAAUAUCUGAGGAGGUAAAUAAUAGCUCCUCCUCCCAGCCUGUGAUUCAGCCAUAGUUAAUGGCAGAGUUAAGGAUGUGUUGGAAGAACUCCAGGCUACAUCCCAUGCUUUGCAUCCCUGCCCUUUGCACGUGGCAAAAUGCAUGUGUGGGAUCGUGAAGCUGAUCAGGGAGGGAUCAGGGCAGGGAUUCAGAGCACAGUCUCUGUGACAGACCUUUCUUUCCCUUCUUUGUUUUAGUAACUCUUGAGAACAAUCUUUGGACACUUCUGUCUUAAGACAUUGUUGGCAGUACUGAACCUUGCAAUUAUGCUGACUUGUAUAGUUAUUUGUGGCUUUAAACCAUUUUGAAAUGUGCUUUUGGUUGUUUCCCUCUACUUCAGAGCGGAUCUGAGGGAGUCUUGUGUUUUUCAGUAUGUAAACUAUUUAAAAUUCAAACAAAUGUGCAAGUUUGUUUCUCUUUCUCUGAAUAAGCUACGUCUGAGAUGAGAACUAUGAAUCGCAGUUUAUUUAUGUAUAUAGGUCUCCAACUGGAUGCAAAUUUCCAGAACAAUGGUCCCCAGUCAUUUUACUUGCACAGAUUUAGUAUGAGUUUAUGACUAGUUUCACUGUGACUUUAUAAGUGGUUUUUAUUUUGCCAAGUUAUAAAUUGUAUAGGUCUCCAUCCAUUGUUACCCUUCAUGUCUUGUGGGGAGAGGGGAACACACAAUCCUUGGCCCUAGUGAUUGGGUAUUGGAAUGAUUCCAAAUUUGUCCAAAUUUGUAUUAUUUUGUAUUGUUUUACGAUUAAACAAAUUGACGAUCAAUGUUAAUUUAACACGAUGGAUCCUGUAGCAUCCUGUGUCUUACUACACAUUGCUUUUAAAUUCCAGGUAAACUGGGUAAUGUAUGUAUUUUUAUUUGAAACAUGUGAAAGGUAACAUUUUAUGUAUUAAAGUCUCAGUGCUGUGAAAUAAAUUAUUAAAAUGGUCA